Molecule: messenger RNA, 1168 nt
Organism: Schistosoma intercalatum
Lineage: Eukaryota; Metazoa; Platyhelminthes; Trematoda; Strigeidida; Schistosomatidae
Source: the annotation of a GenBank genome assembly
UGUCAACGUUUCGAGUACAUGUUGACCGUGCGUAUUUCAAUAGAAAUUUAUCCAACAACAAUAAGAGAUGUCGGAGCCAAUAAGAGUUUUGUUGACAGGUGCAGCUGGGCAAAUAGGAUACUCACUCGCCGGGAUGGUUGCUCGUGGUGAUAUGUUCGGACCUGAUCAAGAAGUUAUCUUACAUCUGUUCGAUCUUGAACAAAUGGUAGAGUCCCUUAAAGGACUUGAAAUGGAACUUCAGGAUUGUGGAUUUCGACUUUUAAAGAGUGUGGUUGUGACACAUAAACCAGAAGUAGCAUUCAAUCAAAUUGAUGCUGCACUUAUGGUUGGGGCUAUGCCUAGGAGAGAAGGGAUGGAGCGUAAAGAUUUGCUUAAUGCUAAUGUGAAAAUUUUCAAGGAGCAAGGGCAGGCUCUGGACAAGUAUGCCAAAAAGACUGUCAAAGUGGUUGUUGUGGGUAAUCCUGCUAACACAAAUGCACUCGCACUGAUGAAGAACGCUCCUUCCAUUCCUAAAGAAAACUUUAGUGCGCUCACAAGACUUGACCACAAUCGUGCUCAGUCAUUUAUAGCCAAACGUUUGGGAGUUUCAUGCGAUUCUGUAAAAAAUUGUAUUAUAUGGGGCAACCACAGCAAUACGCAGUUUGUCGAUGUGAGUCAUGCUGUUGUAAAGCAAGAUGGGAAGGAGAUUCCUGUCGCUACCGCAAUUAAUGAUGAUAACUGGAUAAAAAACGAGUUCCUAAGCGCUAUUCAGAAGCGCGGGGCUGCUGUUAUAGCAGCCAGGAAACUAAGUAGUGCACUGUCUGCUGCUAAGUCUGUCUCAGACCAUAUGCACGACUGGUGGCUUGGAACGAAGGAGGGCGAGUGGGUAUCGAUGUCUGUAAUCAGUGAUGGUUCUUAUGAUGCUCCAAAAGAUGUUAUAUUUAGUUUUCCUGUCCAAAUCAAGAAUGGCAAAUGGACCAUCGUCCAGGGUCUAAAACUUGAUGAGUGGGCUAAAGGCAAGUUCGCCAUAACAGCAGAAGAGCUCAAGGAGGAACGCAUUGCGGCAGGGCUUGAUUAAUGACUUCCUGACUGUUGUUACUGCCAGUAUUCUCACCAUUGUAGUAGCUACUUUUUGUAGUUCUUGUUAUUGAUCUUACAUUUGCUAAAAUUAUGAUAAUUUUUUGCAUUU